AUGAGUUUGCCGCAGCACCAGAACCGCGACGCCGCCAGACGCGCCCCGGACGACGACGACGACGCCGAGGAGGAGACCAUGGCCAACGACUACCGCGAGCAGGUCCAGUACGACGGCAUGGAUGACAUGGACCGCAUGCCCUCCAUCUCCAACAACCAGGACAUUCAUGCGCAGCUGCAGGCCGCGGCCACCCCCCUCGAAUUCCAGGCCACGCUCGAAACAAAGUUUGCCAGCUACGACAACUACUGCAACCUGUUCCACUACAUCCUGAACUCGGAGGGGCCCGUGGACCUCGAGGUGCCAAAUUACUAUUGGGCCUGGGACGUAAUCGACGAGUUCAUCUACCAGUUCAACAGCUUCUGCAGCUACCGCCAAAAGGUUGCCCUGAAGAACGAUAAUGAGGAGGAGAUUACGCUCCUGCGCGAGAACCCGAACACAUGGGGCUGCUACAGCGUGCUCAACGUCCUGUACUCGCUCAUCCAGCGGUCACAGAUCAGCGAGCAGCUGGCCGCCAUGAAGCGCGGAGAAGAUGCUGCCCUCUACGCCGGCGAGUACGGCAACCGCCCGCUGUACAAGAUGCUGGGCUACUUCUCCAUCAUCGGCCUGCUGCGCGUGCACUGCCUGCUCGGCGACUUCAGCCUCGCGCUCAAGACGCUCGACGACAUCGAGCUGAACAAGAAGGCCAUGUUCGCCCGCGUCAUGGCCGCGCACUUCACCACCUACUACUACGUGGGUUUCUCCUACAUGAUGAUGCGCCGCUACGCCGACGCCAUCCGCAUGUUCAGCCAUAUCCUCGUCUACGUUUCACGGACGAAGAACUUCCAGAAGAACGCGCAGUAUGACUCGAUCACUAAGAAGAACGACCAAAUGUAUGCGCUUGUCGCCAUCUGCGUGGCUUUCCACCCCACCAGGCUCGACGACACCAUCCACACCGCGCUGCGUGAGAAGUACGGUGAGCAGUUCAACAGGCUCCAGCGCGGUGGCCCAGAUGCUCUUCCCCUGUUUGAGGAGCUGUUCCGCACCGCUUGCCCCAAAUUCAUUAGCCCCACACCGCCCGACUUCGACAACCCAGAGGUCAACAUCGACCCGGUCGAGCAUCACCUUCGCAUCUUCAUGGACGAGGUCAAGAACAACAUGAUGUCGCCCACCGUCAAGAGCUACUUGAAGUUAUAUACGACGAUGGAUCUGAAGAAGCUGGCUGGUUUCCUCGAGGUUGAGCCCGAGAAGCUCAGGUGCUGGUUGCUCGUCAACAAGCAAAGGAACAGGCAGACAAGGUGGAGCGAGGGCGGCUUGUUGGAACGGCGAGGUGAUCCACAGCAGCGAUCUCGACUACGCCAUGGUAAGGAGAUCUCAUCCACGUGUCUGAGGCCAAGGUCGGCCGGAGAUUGGUCGACUGGUAUCUUCGUAAUUUGGCCAGGACAUACUAAAGCAAGGCGGAGGGCAUCUAGGGGUCGCCCCUUGUUCUAGAAUGCGGUCACAUCACAAUGGAGCAUCGCGGCUUGGAGUUUUAUAGGAAUCAUGGCAUUUCCCGGCGGAAUCACUUGGCACGUUUACAGAGGACAGCGCCUCGACCCGCCGAGCCAUGGAAGAAGCGCUAGGCUUGAGAUCAUGGCGCGAUUGUAUGGCGGUGUCGCGACGGGCCGCAGCCAGGAUGCAGCCUGGCGGGCUGAAACAAAAGACGGCAUGAACGAUCAGAUACCUUAGACAAGGACAAAGUUUGAACAUCACACAAUUUACUUCA
Parastagonospora nodorum SN15 is the source of this 1741-nucleotide messenger RNA. RefSeq lists its product as hypothetical. Gene Ontology annotation, molecular function: translation initiation factor activity. Gene Ontology annotation, cellular component: eukaryotic translation initiation factor 3 complex; cytoplasm. Gene Ontology annotation, biological process: translational initiation. The transcript is spliced from 3 exons. Lineage: Eukaryota; Fungi; Ascomycota; Dothideomycetes; Pleosporales; Phaeosphaeriaceae. Bases 1 to 1467 code for a protein of 488 amino acids. The record is from RefSeq and is a predicted model, not a curated record.